Mugil cephalus (flathead mullet) is the source of this 3892-nucleotide messenger RNA. It is a transcript of the gene slc36a1, whose product is annotated as solute carrier family 36 member 1. Gene Ontology annotation, molecular function: glycine transmembrane transporter activity; L-proline transmembrane transporter activity; amino acid:proton symporter activity. Bases 385 to 1833 code for a protein of 482 amino acids. The transcript has 12 exons. Gene Ontology annotation, cellular component: vacuolar membrane. The record is from RefSeq and is a predicted model, not a curated record. Gene Ontology annotation, biological process: proton transmembrane transport; L-alanine transport; glycine transport. Lineage: Eukaryota; Metazoa; Chordata; Actinopteri; Mugiliformes; Mugilidae.
GCCACACUUUGUUCCUGCACUGAACACUGACUCAUCAUCGCGGAGAGGAACUACUAGAGUUUCACUUUGUCUGGACACAUGAGAAGCAUUUUUAGUUUUACUUUAAAAACACCUUUAUUUUGUUGUUCGAACUCUCAAAGGAACGACGGCUUUAAUGUGCACGGUUAAACUCCUGACGCAUGGUUUUAUUUGCAAAGGCAGCAAAACCUGGAGUGUGAGCUCACAACAGGUCAUAAAGUCUAUUUGAACAGACAUUAUUCUUAUGUAACUUCACCUCUAACGUUGUCAGAGCACGAAUGCAGGAGAAAGAAAGUGGGAAUUAGUCGAUGCUGAUCUCCCUGCGUUAGCAUCUGUGAGGGACAGACGACACCCCCCCGACCCGACAUGAUGGCUUCCAGCGACGUAGACGUCCGAGGUGAAGGUUCAUUGUUCUCAGACCACAAUCCGUCAGAAAUGGAUGCUCUGUGUCCGUCUCCUCCUUCUGGACCAUCCAGACCCCAGCGUCACUACGAGAGGAUCGGAGGAAGGACGGGAACCUCUUUUUGUCAGACUCUUAUCCACCUGUUGAAGGGGAACAUUGGGACGGGGCUGCUGGGUUUGCCUCUGGCGGUGAAGAACGCAGGGCUGGUGCUUGGACCGGUCAGUCUCCUGGUGAUGGGUGUCAUUGCAGUCCACUGCAUGAGCCUCCUGGUGAAAUGUUCCCACCACCUCAGUGCAAAGAUGGACAGGCCUUCUCUGACGUACGGCGAAGCGAUGCAGUAUGGGAUGGAGAAUGUGUCGUGGCUAAGGAGACACUCGCGGUGGGGAAAGCAGACGGUGAACUUGUUCCUCAUCAUCACCCAGCUCGGCUUCUGCUGCGUCUACUUUGUCUUCCUUAGCGACAACGUCAAACAGGUGGUAGAAGCAGCCAACUCCACCACCUUCAGCUGCCAAAUAAACAACACCAACCAGACCCAGAUCCUGGUUCGGAGCUUCGACUCCCGCAUCUACAUGCUCUUCUUCCUGCCCUUCGUCAUCCUCCUGGUCUUCACCCCCAACCUGAAGUACCUGGCUCCCUUCUCUCUGGUGGCGAACCUGGUCAUGACGGCUAGUUUGAUCCUCAUCUACUUCUACUCGCUCACGAACAUCCCAUACCCCAUCGACCUACCGAAAGUGGGCAGAGCUAAAGACUACCCUCUCUUCUUUGGGACGGCCAUCUUUGCCUUUGAAGGGAUCGGAGUGGUCCUUCCUCUGGAGAAUAAGAUGCAGAGGCCUCAGAAGUUCUCCCUGGUCCUGUAUCUGGGGAUGGGCAUCGUCACCUUCCUCUACAUCAGCCUCGGCACUAUCGGUUAUAUGUGCUUUGGAGAGCACAUAGAUGGGAGCAUCACUCUCAAUCUGCCAAACUGCUGGACGUAUCAGGCUGUGAAGCUGCUCUACUGCUUCGGUAUAUUCAUCACCUUCGCGCUGCAGUUCUACGUCCCGGCCGAGAUCCUCAUACCAUCGGUGGUGGCUCGCGUGCCGGAGAGAUGGGAGACGCCGGUGGACCUGCUGCUGCGUACCGUCCUCGUCAUCUUCACCUGCAUCCUCGCCGUCCUCAUCCCGGAGCUGGACCUCGUCAUCUCGUUGGUCGGUUCGAUCAGCAGCAGCUUCCUGGCGCUGAUUUUCCCGCCGGUCCUCGAGCUCCUGGCGUUCCACACGGAAGGCCUGUCGCCGAUGGUGACCAUCAAGAACGUGGUCAUCAGCCUGGUGGGACUCAUCGGCUUCGUCACGGGAACCUACAUCGCCAUCGUGGAAAUCAUCGCACGUAACGCACAAAAACACGAAGAGACGUUCUCCUCCUACAUGGUCCAGUGAUGAGAGGGAAGUGACUUUUGGCCCGUUUUGAAACCAUUUUAGGGCACAUUUAUUAUUUUAUCUUUAAUUUGCUGCUGUUGGACGUUUUUAGAAAGAAUCAACGGCACAGUCGCGCAGUGUGAAGCUGCAUAAUGUGCGUUGGUACAGUUACGUUUCAUCCAGUUCAUCCAUUCAGUGCAAUCUAACAAGAACCUAUUUAACAGAGAAAUGAAUGAAUAAUUUCUUCAUGUAGGAGAUUAGAGAAUUUUAGAGGUAAUUUAUCAUUUUAAUCGGCUGAAUAUGUUCAUGUGGUAAAUGUUUCCGUCAGAAACUACCUCAGUAAUUAGUUUCAGUUUUAGACGCCGUCGCUAAACUUCAUCCAAAACAACUUCUCAUUCAAAGCUUUGAGUAGUUUAACCACAACUUGUUUAGAAAAGGAAGAAAAAGAAAAAUUUGUUGCACUUUGAUUUGCCUUAUUGAGUAAGACAGCACCUGGAGUUUCAGAAGAGAGGAAAAAUCAAACUUUAGUUUUUAUUUAACAAUGUGUUUGGGUAUGAAAGUACUAAUAAUAAGUAACAAAUAAUUAAGAAAAUUGUGCUUUUCAGUUUCUCCUCUUAACGAAUCUGUCCGUCCAUCACGUAUAAUUUUAAUAUUUUCCCAAAACUAUGUGUAAUUUCAGACAGGAUUCAUUCUGAAAGUACGUUGUUAAAACACUUCACUCAGUUUUUCAAGUAAUUAUGAGUUAAAUUAAAUGUGGACCAAGACUUAUCUGGAGGAAAACCGAAGGAUUUUCUGAGACCUGUGAACAAGGAAAUGCUUUUGAAACCAAUCACAGCUGGAGUUACACAGCUGUACGUUUGUGGCGCCAAUAUUGCCGACAAUUCGUGAUCCAAUUUGUUCACAGGAAAUUGAGACAAAGUUGCCUCGACUACAGUUUUGCAUGAAAAAAAUGAUUUGAAAUAAUCAAAUUACUCUACAAGUAACUUGCCCUUUUUCAGUUUUUUGGGGGAAUAAACCAUGAGCUGGAUAAAUGAGACACUUCCAAGUGUUACUGCAUCGUUAGCCUAAACAAGCUAACGUUAGUUAAUGGAAAAUGACCAGAUGUGGACGUUUGACGCCUUUCCUUUUAAACUCUGGUCCUCUUUAGCAUUAUUUAUCGAAUGGUUUACGUAAAAUAGAAAAACGUGAGCCACAAAUUUGAGCCAUGGAUAAGAUAAGAUACGAUAAGAUCCCAGACUGAUCAGCACAAUCGAUGACAUCCUGAAUGAUACCCGGCUCGACCUCACAGUAGAUUUGCCAUAAACCAAAACGUUAAAGAAAAUCUCAGUUGCUGUUCUUGUAGGAACUCUUCUGUGUUAACACCUCGUCUUUAAAGAAAAAAAAGGCUUAUUUUUUAAUUCUACUGUCUUUUUUUUAAUUUUAUUUGAUGUGUGUUUUAUGUUGAUGAUGUAUUAUACUGAAUUAAUAGAUUUUUUUUAUUCAUACAGCAUGCAUUUUUAAGAACAACUAACUUUAAAAGUUACGUUAAAUCACAGAGAGGCUUGUAAGAUAACGCUACGUGUAUGUAAUAUAUAUAUAUAACACAAUACUAGAGGUUUUAAUCAACCAGCUGUAGCUGUUAUAAGAUUCAUUAAGUUCGACAUGUACUGUAAGUUUACUGUAAAGCUUCCGUCCUGUCGUAUGUUUUCAGUAUUUAUGUGGCAGUAUAAAACAGACUUUUAUUUUGGAAAUAAGUUAACAAAAAGAGAUAAAUCUAUGGGCCUUACGUGUGAAGAUUUGAGGUUGUUUCCUGUGUGUAUAUAUAUAAAUAUAUAUGUAUAGAGAUUAACAUCAUUUCUUCUUCCACACGGUUCGAUCAAUGUGCUAAUGUGCUCCAGAUAAUCAGCUUUAAGUCGUCAUUAGUCAACCAAUCAGUUGUGUAGCUUAGCAGAAGUUUCAGAUUAAAAUUGUCGGACGCUCAGAUUAGACCGUCUGGAACCUUCACACGUUUAUUUGCUCAGCAACUUGAAACCUGUUUUCAUUUCAGCACUCUUUCAUUUCUUUAUAACUUUCUCAGAAUAAAUAACAUUUAAAGUACAAA